AUGACAAACGGUGGCAAGAAGAACAGUUUUGAUAUGUCAAGGUCCUUAAUAAACUAUAUUCCUUCUUUAAUCCUGGGACACCAGUUGAGGUCGAAGGGGAGUGAGGAACUCCCAAGCAUCCAACCGCUUAAUACAGUCGUAUUGUUUGCAGAUAUAAGUGGAUUUACUAAGAUUUCGGAAAUGUGUGCCAAAAUGGGAUCGAGAGGGUGAGAAGAGCUGUCGUUCUGUAUGAACAGGUACAUGGAAAGUAUAGUCAAAGGACUUGGAAAAUAUGGAGGAGAUAUUAUCAAGUUUGUAGGUGAUGCCAUGAUUGUCGUCUGGCCUCGUGAUGAGAAUAACCCAGAUGAUGACCUAGCCUCUGUUUCUAGAAAAGCUAUUAAGUGAGCCGUUGAUAUUCAGGCUGAACUCAAUGGGAAACAAAUCAUGAAGAAUAUUUCAAGUCUUUCAGUCAAGCUUGGAAUCGGUGUUGGUGACUGAUCCCUCCUUCAUGUAGGAGGAGUUUUCAAAAGAGCAGAAUACUUUUGAGUAGGUGAAGCUCUCAGUCAAGCCCUUUCAUCUGAAGAAGAUGCUGUUGGAGGGGACAUCAUUGUCUCUAAAGAAGUCUGGCAGUUAGUCAAAGAGUACUUCGAAGGAGAAGAGAUUCCAAGGAUCAGCAACGUCAAAAUUCUCAAACUUAUUGGAGCAAGUCUUCCUCCUAUCGCAGUUACAAAUAUCUUUAUUAAUUCUUUGAAAAAGGAUGAAUUGAUUAAAGCAAUGCAGUACUUGAAGAACUUUGUCCCAAACGCGAUUAUGCCUUACAUCGAAGUGAAUAUGGGAGAGUACUGUGGAGAAACCAGAAAACUUACAGUCAUGUUCGCUUCUCUCGGAGUCGACCUUUCCAGUGCAAAGACACAGGAAGGAAUGGAUAAGAUACAGAAGAUCGUCACAACUAUCCAAAAAGUUGUGUAUAGAAUGGAAGGAAGUUUGAACAAAUUAGUCAUGGAUGACAAAGGAAGUACCCUUAUCUGUGUCUGGGGACUAGCCCCAAUGGCUCAUGAAGAUGAUGCCACUCGUGCAGUCCUUGCUGCUCAAAUGAUCAGAAGUAAACUCAGAAGUCCUGAUAUCGGAUGAUGGUGUUGCAUCGGAAUAUCUACAGGAGUUGUCUUCUCUGGAGUGGUUGGUACUAGUGGCUCAAGAAAGGAAUUUUCAGUCCUAGGAGAUGUGGUCAAUGUUAGUGCAAGAAUUAUGGGAUGGAGCAAGAAAGAAAAAGGAAAGAUCUUUGUUUGUUUCCAAACUAUGAGGGAAGCCUCCCCAUUUUUGGAAUUUGAGUAUAUCGAACAUUGUAGGUUUAAAGGAAAAAGUGUGAGCCUUCCUAUCUAUGAGCCAUUAGAUCCUGAAGAAGAGAAUCAUGAUUCAUAUGAAAAUUACAUGAAUCCUUUCAAAUACUUAAAGCUAUAUUCAAAUCCUUUCCUCAUUGAUCGUAAAAAUAAGUAUCAGAAUGAAUAUUUUAAAAUUUACGGAAGAGCGAACGACAUAGAAACAGCAAUCUCUGAUAUUCUCGAAUUUGUCAAUGACUUGGAUUACUCAGUGAUGAUUUCCAUAUACGGAGAGUCAGGUUGCGGAAAAACACUAUUUGCAAGAUCUCUUAUCCAAAAACUGCGGGAUACGGCUAAGAUCAAAACAGAUUGGGCCAACAAGGAAAAGAUUAUAAUCCUUGCUUCGACCCUUAACUCGACCUCUGAAAAAUUGUUCCUUAACAUUUGGAUUCCCAUACUGCGUGCGAUGCUAGAUAUCCUUCAGGCUAGAAGAAACAUGAAGAAGGAAAUAAUCCUAGCCAAUAUGUACGCAAAUAACGAAGAUAUCGAGAACAAAAUAUUUAUUCUUGAAAAAAUAUUUGGACUGGAACUUCCCAAAGAAAUUGACCAGAUUGAGCUAGAAGAGGAGGCGCUAGCCUUCAUUCAGAGAGAGAAAUACCCACAUGACAUUGAAGACCCAAUCCUCGACUUCCUCUGUGAAUUUGUCAAGAAAGAAGUUCUUGAGGAAGGAGAUAUUAAUUAUAAUAAGCAAAGUAGUCCUAAUCAUGGCUUGGAAGUCCCUCCAGUGAUCAUUUUCUUAGAUAAUGUAUAUAUGAUGGACAAGCCUUCUUGGGAGUUGCUAGCUCAAUUAAAGAAGAACUGUAAAAGAAUCUGCUUCGUCCUCCUGAUCAAGGUCAGUCCGAAUCAUCAUCCUGUUCUUUCCCCAGGAUCUGAAGAAAUAGCUGCUGAAUUCCUUGGAACUGAGGACAACAAUGAUGUGAUGAUCGAUUUGUCAGAUCUCGAAGAGGAAGAAAUUAAGAGACUUCUUUGCGAUUUCUCUCGCCAAUACGAGAUUGAGAUGAAAGAUGAGAUCAAGAAAAUGACUCAACCUGUCGAGGAAGAUAACGGAAUAGCUGCUCAAACCCAGGCUAAAAAGAUUGCUGAAGAGAUGAUCAAGAAAUAUAACAUAACAGAUUACUUUAACGAUAUUCAAAAAGACGUUAUGGAAGUUAUUAUGCAAAAAUGUGAAGGAAAUCCACUUUGAAGCAUGCAGUUUUUAAUCAAUCUGAUGACCAAUGGCAUGGUUAUUACAAAAGAUAAAGUACUCUAUCCAAGUGGUAAAAAUUUCUUCAAUUGAUAUAAACUCAAUGACUGGACUCCUCUGAGUGUCCCCAACAUUAUGAGUGCGAUUAAUGGGCAUCUCCUAGAUCAAUAUUUAAAGGAAGGAAGAAAGUUGAACACAAAAUUUGUUCAAGAUAAGGUCAAAGGAAUAAUCUUGCUCAAAGCAGCAUCAGUGAUAGGAGAGAUAUUUACUCUAAAGCAGCUAGAGUUCAUAAAUCCUCUCAUAAGCGAAGAUAUUGAAACCAUAAUGGAGAUCCUAAUAGACCUCCAAUCAAGAGAUUUCAUCGAGAUCAUUGAUGAUAAUGAUGCUAAGAACUGGAUCUGUAGAUUCACCAAGAAAUUCUUAAGAGAGACUCUCUAUCAGAGAUUGCUUUUCCGUGGGCAAAAGAAGAAUCUACACCAGCUGUCGGCUGACUACAUCCAAAAUAACACUAAUCUGGAGAUAGAUUAUGAGAUUGAGCAGAAUAGACUUUUGAAUCAUAUUCUCGUAGCUGAAGAUAAAUCAACAGAAGACAAGCUUUCCUUUAAAGCUAAGCAAGCUAUCACAGUGAAGAAACUCUAUCAUAUCAUGAUCGACAAGAAGAGGAAAAUUGUUAAAGAUGGCUUUCUUACUAAACAAGGUCAAAAAGCUAAGAAGACGACUGAGCCUCGAUACCUGAGACUCACUAGGACUGAGUUACAAUGGUUCCAUAAUCAAGAGGAAGCAAAGCAUGAGAAAACUCCACUUGGAUCUAUUCCUUUCAAGGCUAUUUAUUCUGUGAUUCCAGCUAAAACAGAUAAACUGACAUCUGAUAUUUUUAUUGAUUGUACAGCAUGGAAAAAGAAGAAUCAAGAUAAACCUCCAAGAAAAUUUGUAUUUGGUGCAAAGACAGAAAGCGAGAGAGAUGACUGGAUCACAUCCAUAGAGUACAUGAAGACAAAGGCUAUUGUAGAGAGCUUCACCCAGAGAUAUGCUAAUAUUACAUUCCCUAUCAAAAAUCAAGCUCCGAAAAAUAAGAAGGUCGGAGGGAAUACUACGAAUUUUGAAGGACAAACUUCUCUUGGCUCAAUGCUAAAGAGACAAGGUGCCAUAAUUAACAAUAGUUCAUCCUCAAUCAAAAAGGCACCUUAUGUAAAGAGAGCAAGCAAGUUCCAGGCAAUCUUAGAGAAAAAGAGACUGUCAAACUUUACGAAUGACUCUAUGCAGCCGUCAAAUCAAGAGGCUUUGAUAAGAGACACAGCUAAUUCCAUAAAGGGACUCUUUAAUAUCAAUAUGACUUAUUUCCUUGGUCAGAUAUCAGAGAAUGCCAUAAAGGGAAAUGCUUUCCAAGCUACCAUCCUCGGAAAGAAGCCAGAAUGCCUGAGAGAUGUUGGGUUUCAAGACAUUGAUAUAGCUAUAAAACCCUCUUCAAUGGUAUCUAACAGAUUAUACUCCAUUGACAGCGAAUCUUCUGCAGGAAUGUCAGCAGCACUACAGAGAGCUAAAAUGCCUCUAUUAGGACCAGAGUUAACCAACGAUCUUGGAAAUCCAGAUAUUCCUCAAAUGCAAAAGAUGCACUCUGAGAAAGUGAAAAUUCAUAACAAACUUGAUUCAUCAAAUAAAUCGAGUUCCUUCAAGAAAGAAACCAGGGUUGACAAAGUGGGAAAGACGGGAAUCAAAGAAAUCAUUCAUGAAGAAGAUGAAGACCUUAAUAUCACAAACGAUAUGGAUAGGAAAAAGAACACUCUUGCGGAGAGCAGCCAUAAAUCCAAAAUAUCCAAGGGUAAAGAGAGGAUUGCUACUUUUAAUCCGCUUGAGGAUGAGUACCAAAUCAGUGCUACAUCUGAGGAUCAGUUUUAUGACGAAAAAGACCACCAUACCAAAGAAGAGGAGAAGCAACCGCUACCCUAUGAAGAAAAUCAUAUUGACGAUGACCCCACAAAUAAAGAAGAUUCGGAUGAAGAAGUUCACCAGAGAUUUAAAGAGAACUUAUCAAAAGUUGAAAAUCGAACUUCUCAGAAUACCCAAAAGAGAUUACAGCAAAAUUAUGAGUUACAGAUAAAUGAAUCUAAGAAGGAGCAUCCUAUGAAUGCGAGCAAAUCUUCAAAUUCUAAGUAUUCCAUUCAUAGCAGUGAGAACUUUGGAGAGAAGGAAUUUGUUGUAGCUACCCAGAAUAAUAGAAUUGGUGAUGGUAUGGUGAAUACUAAGCUCAAGAAUGCUAAAGCAAAGGUGAUCUCAAUACAGAAAUUGCAAAGAGGUUUGACAAGAGGAAAUAACAACCCUACUCAAUAUAAUGAUGGUUUUGACGCUCAAACACCAGGAUCAAUGAUGAAUGCAUCCCAACAGCAGGCAAGAAAUAUGAUGAACAUGGGGGAUUUAGGAAAGAAUCAUCCUACAACGCCCACCCAAAAUCCUGACUUUUAUCCCAGUACAAGCAUGGGAGGGUUUUCAAGAAAUUCGAACAGCAACAGUCCUUUUAGAAACCCCGAGGAAAACUUAGGUGAUGCUCCAAACUUUGGUCUUGGUCAGACUAUGCCACAACCAAUGAACCCUUCUCAUCAAGAUAUGAUGCAAAAUCAAGCCUUGAAUCCAUUGCUAACACAGAUGAUGAUGCUAAUGCAGCAGAAUACUCAGAUAAUGGCUGAACAAGCAAAAUUCAUUAGAAGUUAUACUGAUGGUUCAAAGUCACGAUCAAGAAGUAGGCCAAGACAAAGCUAUCAUCAACAAGAGAGCAGGUCCCAAAUUGGCCUUACCUCUUAUUCAGAACUAGGCAUCGAAGGUGACGAAGACGAACAACCAGAAAAUCUUAGAAACAACUCUAACUCAAAUGAAAGAAAUAUAAUAUCUGGAAGCAUCCAGCAAGUAAACUAUGAUACCAGAACAAAGAAAAUCAGAAAGAUUGCUAAGGAGCAAUUCCUUAAGAAAAAACCGACUCCCGAGAAAGAACACCAGAUUGCUGAAAGAACAGUAGGAAUUGUUCUGAGAAAUACUCAAUGUCAGAUAAAUCCUAAUCUGAGACUCCUAGAGGGAGAAAUAGUCACUAUUGAAAAAUAUAUUGGCGACCUUGAACUCUAUCAAUGCAGGAACAGAAAUCAUACAGGUUUGUACAAAAGAGACGAUAUCAAAAUUAGCAAGAAGAAAGGAGAGAAAAUAUACGGCAAAAAGAAAAGCCAGAAUUACAUCAACGUUCAACAAGAAACAUCUAUUGAGAAAAGAGUUGAAGGCCUCGAGCAUGAAAUCAUGAACAAUCCUAGAUAUGUCAAAGCUCAAUAUCCUGAAAGCGAUCCUGAAGCACAAGAUUAUGCUGAUGAAGAGUACGAUAGAGUCAAUAAUUACAACACCCGUAUUUCGAAAGAUGUUGAGAGCAUCGAGGAUAUCUUGCCAUACAACUCCUUGAGGCAAGGCAACGAGUUUGCUCAGAGAGAAGAAGCAAAGAGAUUAUCAAGAGAGGAAGAAUUUAGAAUAAACAAGCAACCAUUUACAAACAUGCAGAAGGAGAUGAUAAUGGAAGGAGACACUUUUAAUUUAGGGAGAAAGCCAACUAAUGAGCCUGGAGAUUUCACAAAUCAUCAGUUUAACCCUAACCAUGAGCAUCAACAACUUUUUGCAAACUCAAAUAAGGAAAGUAGACAAAAUGAUUUCGAAUCAGCUACUUUUAGAGUUGACGAAAGAAAAAUUCCAAAAGCAACCCUCAGAAAGAAGAACAAGAAAAACAAGCAAAGCUAUCUGAACCAAGGCAAGCCUGCUGGAGGUCUUGAUAAACUUCAACUUGGUCAGCCUAUUCAUUCCCAGAAGGUUCCUGAAAGAACUGGAGCUUUAGAAUCACAAGCUUUGGAUGAGUCUAUAUCAAGUAACAAUUCCACGACAAAAAGUCUCAAGAUGAAAGAACGUAAAAAUAGGAAAAAUGCUGUUCAAACUAACCGUCACGGUGUUCCAAUGAAAGGACCUAAAAAUUAUGCAGACUUGGCACGUUUCAGAAAACUUAACUAGAGAGUGUACCACCU
Messenger RNA from Moneuplotes crassus, 6578 nucleotides. The record is from the annotation of a GenBank genome assembly. NCBI's taxonomy places the organism in Eukaryota, Ciliophora, Spirotrichea, Euplotida, Euplotidae.